AUGGCCUCCUGCGCGGAUGUGGAUCCUCCACCGCUUCCUUUCGAGAUAUUCCUGAGUGUGAUCGACGUCUUGAUUUCACGAGCCGAGUAUUCGGCAGACCCCAUCAGCAUGCGUUUCUACCUAUCUCUCAACUCCAGCACCAAGUCGAGGCUUAGCGCGCAAGUCAGCGAGUUGUACACGGGGCCUCAGCACACGGUAGACGAAGGCAUGUGGCGAUUUCGCAUGCUGCGCCUCGCAUCACAGAUCAGCAGCAAGACUCGUAGCAUGGUACAUCAGAAGUUCCAUCGCAUAACAAUUUGGGAUCCGUACGCCCAAAGGACAGCGUUUCUGUGGGUGUAUCCCAAGAUCGAUCGUUUCGCGCCCAUCUUUUGCACCAUGCCCGAAGACUGUUCGCGUCUCAGACAAGCUCUGCAGCAACCGACUCCCGAGGACAGCACCCUUGUCCAGUGCAUUGUGAGCAUACACGGCAUGCCGAGGGAGUUUCUUCAAGAAGAGUACGCCACGGAUAUCCAGACGGUGUUGUCGCUUCCGAACCUUCGGGAAAUCACGCUAGAUUCAGACGUGGUCUUUGUCAGCUCACAUCAUCAAGUCUCAAGAGACCACCCUCACCCCAGCGAUGAGUUGAUUCCAAUAGAUUCGAGUAUAUUUCCGACUCUCGGGAAAUGGGAGGAAACUCACGGUGAGGCACUGGAUGCUUUCUGUCGGCAGGCUCAGGAGAGGGGUGUCGCCGUGUUUGUAGGCUUUGGUGGGAGUGCGAGCAGGAAGAAGGUGGAGCUUUUUCCGACGAAAGAUGGCGUUCGCGUCAAGCUUGUUGGUUAUGUGUGUACAUGCAACGGCUUCCAACAGUGA
Molecule: messenger RNA, 849 nt
Organism: Colletotrichum truncatum
Lineage: Eukaryota; Fungi; Ascomycota; Sordariomycetes; Glomerellales; Glomerellaceae
Source: RefSeq, a predicted model, not a curated record